Messenger RNA from Ziziphus jujuba (common jujube), 1485 nucleotides. RefSeq names its product protein SULFUR DEFICIENCY-INDUCED 2. Lineage: Eukaryota; Viridiplantae; Streptophyta; Magnoliopsida; Rosales; Rhamnaceae. The record is from RefSeq and is a predicted model, not a curated record. The transcript is spliced from 4 exons. The coding region runs from base 248 to 1144 and encodes 298 amino acids. Gene Ontology annotation, molecular function: protein binding.
AAAAUCUAUACCUCUCCGAAUCUCUUCCUCUUUUCCUCUUCUCUCUCUCUCUCUCUCUUUUUUUUCUUUUUUCUUUUUUUUUUUUUUCUCAGCUACCCAUUUCUCUGAGAGACUGAAAAAAAAAAAAAACAGAAAGGAAAGAGAGUAGAGAAAUUUGUUUUGGGUUUUUAUCCAAAUAUAUAUAUAUAUAUAUAUAUAUAUAUAUAGAGAGAGAGAGAGAGAGAGAGAGAGAGAGAGAUCAAAAAGGAUGAGUAGGAGGAAAUUAGGAGAGAAGCAAUUAGAUAGUGAAGCUCAUGAGACUCCUUUCCAUGUCCUUCACAAAUUACCUCCUGGUGAUUCCCCUUAUGUUCGAGCUAAGCACGUCCAGUUGGUUGAGAAAGAUCCAGAUGCGGCUAUAGUUCUAUUCUGGAAGGCAAUCAAUGCAGGGGAUAGAGUUGAUAGUGCCCUCAAGGACAUGGCAGUAGUUAUGAAACAGCAAGAUAGAGCAGAAGAAGCAAUCGAAGCGAUAAAAUCUUUCAGGGAUCGUUGCUCAAGACAGGCUCAGGAAUCCUUAGACAAUGUACUUAUUGACUUAUACAAGAAAUGUGGAAGAAUUGAUGAGCAGAUAGAGCUAUUGAAGCAGAAGCUUUGGAUGAUUUACCAUGGAGAAGCCUUCAAUGGUAAGCCUACCAAGACGGCACGUUCUCAUGGCAGGAAGUUUCAGGUCACCAUCAAGCAAGAGACCUCCAGAAUACUGGGUAACUUAGGUUGGGCAUACAUGCAACAAGGAAACUAUCUAUCAGCAGAAGUGGUAUAUCAAAAAGCUCAGAUAAUUGAUCCAGAUGCUAACAAAGCUUGCAACUUGUGUCUCUGCCUGAUCAAACAAACACGAUAUGCUGAUGCAUGGUCAGUUCUCAAUGAAGUGUUGCAAGGUAAGCUUGUAGGAGCAGACGACCCCAAGUCAAAAAACCGUGUUGAGGAAUUGCUGCAGGAACUGAAUCGAUGCCAAUCCGAGAAGUUGUCAUCAAAUUCGUUAGGGUCAAAAAUAGAAGAUGCUUUCCUUGAGGGGCUUGAUCAGUUGAUGAACCAAUGGACCCCAUUUAGAUCAAGGAGACUUCCCAUCUUUGAAGAAAUAUCUCCAUUUAGAGAUCAAUUAGCUUGUUGAUUUCUAUAGCUUCCUCCACUUGUUCGUUUUUGUAUGUGCUACGUCUGAUUGUUACAACAACAAAAACUGGUAAAUAACUCUGAUCAGUAUCUGUAUAAAACAAAACCUGCAAGUAAGUAAUAUGAAGCCGAUCCAUAUAAUCCCUUCUUGGGUUUCCUGUAAUAAGAUUCAGGUUUGCAGUCUUUCAAGCAGUCAUUGUGGUGUGAAAAAGCCAAAAAGUAAAGAAUUUUUUUGGCAAUAAAGCAAUGGAUUGUAAUUUUGUAUGGAGACCUUGUUAAAUAAUCAAGGUUUACACUGUAUUAUAAUAGAUAAGAGAUGGGCGAGUUUUGUUUGGCACCGAA